Molecule: messenger RNA, 765 nt
Organism: Aspergillus nidulans FGSC A4
Lineage: Eukaryota; Fungi; Ascomycota; Eurotiomycetes; Eurotiales; Aspergillaceae
Product: GPI anchored serine-threonine rich family protein
Exons: 2
Coding region: 1-765 (254 amino acids)
Source: RefSeq, a predicted model, not a curated record
AUGCGUUCCAGUAUCUGCUUUACGGUCUUUGCAAUACUUUUUGAUUCUUUGGCGGCCGCCAUCAGCAUCACCGAGCCGACGGCUAAUUCGACUUUUGCUGCCGGAUCCACUAUCACUGUGAAAUGGACCACGGUCGACACAGACCCCUCAUACUUCAGUCUCUAUCUCUGGAACUUUGUCUCAUGGCCUCCGUCUUAUAUUGCUCUGGCCCUCGAUGUACCUUCUGCGGAUGAAUCCCACACUGUGCAGAUCCCGUGUGAUACCAAUCCUGAAUGGGGAUACCAGCUCAGCGCGAUCAACGGGACCAAUGUCUAUAUUAUCUAUGCCCAGGGAGAACGCUUCACAGUCAGUAAUCCUCUGAACGGCAGUCACUGUGUCGACAGCGUACCCUCGGACACCACGUGCAGCGCCACGACCGCGGUCUCCACCGUCUAUGUCACGGUAAGCCCUACUGCAUCCAGCAUUCCAUCCAGCCCGCAUCACCAUGGUCAUUCCCAUCACGCCCCAUCGUCUCCCAGUCUAUCAUCCACCACUACUGCCACUUCUUCCGUGUACACGAAGCCUGGAAUUGUCCCUAAAACGAUUGGUUGGUGCUCAGACUACUCCCACCCUGUGACCUUGGACCAUCCGCCUGUUCCGGCCACCGCCAUUACUACUGCUGCACCUGAGCAGGCGAGCAGCGUCAAGCCAGUUUUUGUCACCACUAUUACUACCACGAUUGCUAGCCAUCCUCUCCGACUCCCUAGGUCUGCUGCUAGAUAUUAG